AUGGUCUACACACACUACUUCCGGGUCCGCGACUGGAGGAGCAAAGAGUGGCAGUCCGCAUGGCCACAACUCGUCCAAGACGUACAGCCCAUCGUCGACGCAGCAGAUGUCCCCAUCACCGGCCCAGACGGGGAAGACGAGGACACCGUCACACCACCCCUGGCAGACGUCGACAAGGGAAUCGAACUCAACGGGGUGGCUGACGGUGGCCAUGAGUGGCUGGUGAUCAACAAGAAGGAAGCGACCAGGUUUUCAUUUGUCAAGACGGUACGAAAGCCGUACGAUGCGGUUGUUGCGUGUGUGUUGUUGCGAGCAUACAUGUUGGCGCCACGGCAGUUUAAGCUCUCGUCGGAUGGAUUCUGGGAUGAACGAGAGUGGAUUGAUGCCCGUCAACUAUACGAGACACUCUGGCCGGAUGAGACUCUCGAAAGCCCAUUUCAAGAGGAAGAAGAGGCAUGAUUCUAUUUACUCUUUCCCGCUGGAUGAAUCAUAGCCGAGAAUGGAUUAAAGAAUUGAAUCUAUUUUCAUUGACUUCUCCGCGGAUCCUGCUGUAGACAAGGCUUGAUUUCAAAUUUAUGCACAGCCCCAGAGGAUACAAAAUGGAUAAUGGGGCCAAACAGCAC
This is a messenger RNA of Aspergillus wentii DTO 134E9, 623 nucleotides long. RefSeq lists its product as uncharacterized. The transcript is spliced from 3 exons. NCBI's taxonomy places the organism in Eukaryota, Fungi, Ascomycota, Eurotiomycetes, Eurotiales, Aspergillaceae. The coding region runs from base 1 to 459 and encodes 152 amino acids. The record is from RefSeq and is a predicted model, not a curated record.